AUGGAAGCAAAACCUGCACCAGCUAGUUCUACUUCAGUGGGUAGUGGCACCCGUUCGCCCAGCAAAUUGUCUUCACCACGUAGCUCUGGAGCUGGUGGCAGCACUUUGAAACAACGUAAAACUACUAGCAGUACUACAGCUGCCCGUAGCCGUACUACCGGCGGAGCUGGUACUGGUGGCAUGUGGCGUUUCUAUACCGAUGAUUCUCCCGGCAUUAAAGUAGGUCCUGUCCCCGUUUUGGUUAUGUCUCUUUUGUUUAUUGCCUCUGUGUUUAUGUUGCACAUCUGGGGCAAAUAUAACCGCUCUUAAAUGACGUACAUGCAAUGAAAUUGUUACCUUCAACUGGUUGCUGGAUUUUUGUUGUCUUUCGUGCGAACGUAACCCAAUUUUUCAUUCAUAAACUUUGUCGACGUCAUCAUCAAUGUUGGUUCGUUACCGCUGCCACAAUUCAUUGAUGGCCGCAACACACAAUGAAUUAUCUAGGCUGGUAGUGUUAAAACUUUCAAAUAAUUUUAGUUUACUUCAUACAUUAAGUUAAAAAAACAAUUUUUAUAUACAUAUUUAAUUUGAACUAAUAUGAAAAAAGAUGGGAAAAACUACUGCAUAACAAAGCAGUAGUUUCUUCUGUUAAAUGAUAAUCAUUCCACAAUUUUUAGUGGCUUUAAUAUAAUAUAAAAAUGUAAUAAAUAUUUUCUUUUUUAAAAAAAUUUUAA
Molecule: messenger RNA, 713 nt
Organism: Calliphora vicina (urban bluebottle blowfly)
Lineage: Eukaryota; Metazoa; Arthropoda; Insecta; Diptera; Calliphoridae
Product: protein transport protein Sec61 subunit beta-like
Exons: 3
Coding region: 1-309 (102 amino acids)
Biological process (GO): SRP-dependent cotranslational protein targeting to membrane, translocation; post-translational protein targeting to membrane, translocation
Cellular component (GO): Sec61 translocon complex; membrane
Molecular function (GO): guanyl-nucleotide exchange factor activity
Source: RefSeq, a predicted model, not a curated record